Messenger RNA from Cynoglossus semilaevis (tongue sole), 5053 nucleotides. RefSeq names its product E3 ubiquitin-protein ligase TRIM39-like. Gene Ontology annotation, molecular function: protein binding; zinc ion binding. The transcript has 2 exons. NCBI's taxonomy places the organism in Eukaryota, Metazoa, Chordata, Actinopteri, Pleuronectiformes, Cynoglossidae. Bases 2681 to 4474 code for a protein of 597 amino acids. The record is from RefSeq and is a predicted model, not a curated record.
CUUUUCAGUGGGGCCUGGUGUUUGGGGCAAAAUAAAUCAGUACCUGCAGGGUAAGAUUUUUAAUGGAUAUUUUACAUUUCUACUUUGCGAGGGACGUAUUUUGACGGUUAGCACUUUAAGACCCAACUCUUGUAGAGGUUGGUUGCAUGUUACUGGUUUACAAAGAUUGUUGCAUCUUGGUUUCUCAUCUGUAGCAGUUCCACUUACUUGUCACACUAGGCCAGUCUGUGGUUGUGCCUGAACAGCAGGUGGUCAGCGGGCCAGCUAUUUGAAAAGGCUAGGUCUAAAUCUGUAGCAUAAAAACAUACCUCUCAAGUAGCUGAAAAAUACUGUUAAGUUAAGUUGACCAUUGCCCUGCGUGAACAGCUGUGGUGUCAACCCAUUUUCUACUGCUAAAACACAGCCCUUUAUGGAUGCUCCUGUUUACCUGGUGUUGACACACCUGCUAAAGGAGGAACCCGUAUUUCAUAUGAAGAACCAGUUUCAUUUCUGUGGAACCAGCUUGUCAAAGUGAGGUUUGUAUGUUAGGACUGUAAAACUUUGUCUUCCAGAAACACAAUAUUUUCCUUAGCCAUACAGUAUACCUGCUGUACUGGCGAGCUGAGUACCUUGUUAAUGUGAGAAAGAAAGAGAAAAGGGAUAAUUAUUUUUAAGUUAAUGAGGUGUGUGAGCCACGGUUGAUUUGUACUUUUAUAUGGAAAUACACUCUGUCUUUGUUGUGUUAAUGCCCUUUGAAACGAACAGGCAAACACACACUGAGAAGGCAAUCCUAUUAGAGCCGAUAGUAUUUAAAGCACAUCGGCUACAUUAUCGCUUCAUUACAUCGGGGACAAACUGCACAGACAGGUAGUGGUGCACAAACACACAGUGACUCACGGGCUUUUGUUCGCCUUUCUGGGUUAAUUAAAAAAGCUGAAUUUCUCAGCACUUAAGAGCUGGAGUGAGUAUAGUCGGAGUGAGCUGCUUUUGCUGCUAAGUUUUAUGUAGAAGUCGAGACUGUUUAACUAAUUAAUGGCAUGACCUAUUUUCUCUCUGCAAACAGAAACACAAACCACUGAAAGUUAUUUAUACAAACUGAUGUUCUCCUUCUGUUUCGUUUCAUGCUUCGCCCCGCCCCCUGUUAGAUUUGUUUUAUCCUUCACUUGCUGUAAUCGCUGCAUUCAAGUUGUACAUGAUUGGCGGAAUUUCCACGGUCAAACUUAAGCGCGGACUUAUACAGUAAAUUAUUAAUAAUAAUAAAAACAUUAUAAUAUCGAAGCCUGUUUGGCUAAACAGAAAUAUAACAAUAAUAUUAUUAUAUAGUAUUUUGAUAUGGAUCAACUACAACCAGUUCAAUAAGUUUUAAGUCUCUUACUUCUUUUUUUUUAUCAGAUGAAUUACAUGUAUGUGUUAAAUAUGCAGACUGAAGAAGGGAAAUUUGGUGAGUUAUUAAGUGAGAGCUGAAAUAAUAAUCAUUUGAAGUAAACCGUCGGAGAGUGGAGAUCUUAUAAAUCAUAGAGUACGAGCAAACUUGAAAGGAUCUUUUAAUGUUUGAAUCAAUCAAAGAUUUCUUUGAGGUUUCGUUUGUGUUAUUUUGAUUAAAUUAAAUUAGCGUCUGAAUCCGCCUCUUCUCGGUUGCCUUUGGUCUGCGUCUUCAGCUUGUUUUCAGUUUUUCGCAUAAAUUCCACACAACUAACUCUACAUUCUGUCCACUAGAUGUCCUCAGUCCACUGGCCCAUGCUUCUUUGUUUUUCCCCCCUCCUAACUCGAGAAUAUACUGUAUUUUCUCCCCUUACAUUUUUCAGACUCAUUCUCCAUGUCUGUUCCUUUUCAGAUUCAGGUAUUGUACUGGAACAAAUGAACAAAGGAAUGUUUAAAUCAAACCAAGUUGAAGUACUGUAUUUGUUUUGUGUGAAUAGGUGCUGCCCUAAGCAAAUAACAGAGAAAGGAAACGUCAAACAUAGUUAAAUUAAAUUAAAUUAAUACAUAUAAAUACUGUGUAAACUUUUUCAAAUCCUAUUCAGGAGUAGUCCAUUUAUGUAAGUUGCUAAAUACUUUAGUUUAAAGUUUAAAUUGUCUAUCCAAAAGCAUACACUGGCCAGAUCAUAAGAUAUAUUUACUACUGAAUAAGUGAAUAGUAAAAAAUAAUGUUACAACUAAAAGUUAGUCCAAUAAUUGCUGAAAAUGUAGAAGUUAGGAAAAAUGCAAAUGAAUUUUUACAACUGCAAAAAAUUAGCACAUGAUCACAGAAAAUACCCAAAACAUAUUCAAAGGUCAGCCAGACAGUAACUUGAUGAUCAGAAAAAAAGCCUUAAGUUAUUAACUCUAGUUUGUAACUCACAAUAUAAUAAUAAUAAAAAUAAUAAUAACUAUAUAUAUAUAUAUAUAUAUAAAUGAUAAUAACAGUUAUAAUAUUCGCCAAUAGAGAGCUGGAAAAGUACAAAAAAAUGUAUUGAAUGUAUUCUUGGUAGGUCACAUGACAUGUGUAUAAACCUAUUGGUCCUGGAAAACUGGUAAACUCAAAAUAAAUGCAUGUGCAAGAGUCCUAAGGGUUAAACCUGUAUCUAAGUGGGACAUUAGAAGGGAGGAGUGGAUGUUGUGACUCAACAUAAAUACUUACUGGGAAACGAAAACUAUGAUGAUCACAGUUCCCUUGGUGUCAUAAACAAUAGCAAAUCCCGGUCUCUACCAGCAAGAAGAUAUGGCCUUAUCCAAAGUUUUCCUGUCUGAAGAUCAGUUCACUUGCUCCAUUUGUCUGGACAUCUUCAUCGUGCCUGUGUCCCUUCCCUGUGGACACAAUUUCUGCAAAGCCUGUAUCUCCAAGCACUGGGAGGGCAAAGCCAUACGUCAGUGUCCACUGUGCAAGGACACGUUCACCAGAAAUUUCAAACUUUGCGUCAAUACUGGAUUCAAGGAGGUUGUGGAGAACUUCAAAAGUUUUCAAGAUACGACCAAAAAAGGUGCCUGUGCCAAACCAGGAGAAGUUUCAUGUGACGUUUGCCUUGGCAGCAAAGUCAAAGCUGCUAAGACCUGUUUAGUGUGUGUGGCUUCCUACUGUGAAGAUCACCUCGCGCCGCAUCUUCAGGAUGCUGAUCUGAAGACACACAUACUGAGCGGUCCUGUGCUCAACGUAGGUGACAAAAUAUGCAGGAAGCACAACAGGAUGUUGGAGCUUUUCUGCAGGAAGGAUAUGUGUCGUGUUUGUGCUCUUUGCACAGACCAUGUUGGUCACCACAGGGUUCCUCUAGAGGAGGAGUUUGAAGAGAAGUACAGUCAGCUGGAGCAGCAGAAGGCAGAGGUACAGGAGAUGAUACAGGAGCGACAGCUGAAGGCUCAGGAGAUAUCAGGUGUACUAGACAAGAAGAGACAAGAAAAUGGAAAGUUAAAGGCAAAUAGUGUUCAGGUCUUGACUCCCCUCAUGGUCUCGUUGCAAAGAAACCUGUCUGCGGUUGUGAGCGUGAUUGACAAGAAGCAGAAGAUGGAAGAGAUCCAGGCCCAGGUCCUGAUCAAGGAGCUAAAUAAAGAAGUCACAGAGCUCCAGAGGAAAUUCAGGAAACUGGAGAGCAUCUCCAGUGAUAAAGACCACCUCCAGCUAAUCAAACGUUUUCACUUCAUCUCCUCCCACUUGCCACAGACCAAGAACUGGUCUGAUGUCACUCUCAGUGAACAGCCCUGUGUGGAGGAUGCAAAGAAAGUCUUGGUGCAGAUGGAGGAGAAUAUCACUAAAGACAUUCAGCAAACUAUUCAAGAUUUCAAGGAGUGCUUUGGUCAGUUAAUCGCUGAAGAAACUCCUGUAGAGAAGAGGAUGGUAUAUUUAGAUCUGGACAGCCUGCCAGAUGGCACCAAGUUGGACAUAAUCCGACAGCAUUAUGCAGUGGACGUUAAGUUGGACCCCAACACUGCAAACGAUCUCCUUGUAUUUUCAAAAGACUUGAAAGAAGUGCAGGCAUCUCACAUAUGGUGGUUUGGAAACACAGAGCCUCACAAAUUCAAUAGGUACGCCUACGUCCUGGGAAAAAAUGCCUUUAGUGUAGGUAGAUUCUACUACGAGGUUCAGGUCACGAUGAAGAAUGGCUGGGACCUAGGAGUAGUCAGAGAGUCUUUGCGUGGGUUGAAGACAAUCACACCAAAGCCCAAGAAUGGAGUUUGGAUCAUUCGGUUAAGGAGCAACACUAAAUUCACAGCUCUGAAUAAUGUCUCUGUCCACCUGUCCCUGAAGAAGAAACCAGAGAGGGUGGGGGUGUUUGUGGACUGUGAGCAGAGACAGGUGUCCUUCUACAAUGUGGACACUUCAACUCUGAUCUACACCUUCACCGACUGUGUCUUCGGGGGUAAAAUCUUCCCAUUUUUCAGUCCUGGCUUUCCUGAAGAGGGUGUGAAUGGUGCACCGCUGGUUAUCUCAGCAGUCAAAAAGUCAGAACAGACUUUAGACACAAACCAGUUGAUGAAACUGAUCCUCAUGGUGGCUGCUCUGUUUUUUUUUUUGUGGUUCUAAUGACCACUAACCAUGAAGUUUGAUGAUUUAAGUUUUUGUAAAAUUUGGUCUGUGGCCCAGUCUUAAUCUGCUGCCUGUGUAUCACUCCCAUCCCCGUGGUCUCGACAGCCUACUUCCUACGGCCCAGCUACCUCCCCUCCCCUUGACCUUUGUACAUUUUAAAAAUAAUUAUACUCACUUUAUCCUGCUUUCUCCUGCUCUAGGGUUCUCUGUUGUGUUCUUGUUAAGGGCAAAUGUAACAAAAAUAUUUUUAUUGUGUGCUAAUGUGCUUAAACUAUCAUAUAAAAAAUGCCCCAAAAUGUCCACCGGGUGGAUAUAUUUUUGCUGAAAAUGCUGGAGCUACAAUUGAAUUAGAGAAGGCAGGUGAACCAGCUACAUUAUUUGUUGAGAAAUGAAACUUAAUUUUACACUUCAUCCGAAGCCCAAUUAUAAACCACAGCCUGACUGACUAGUUUUGUUUUUACAUGAACAUGUAUUGUACAGGCUCUGGAUGUCGCUAAACUGGGAUUUGUAGUUCAGCUUUAUUUGUUUUUCCAAGUAAAAGACAUUUUUCAUUUCUGAAAUUAAACCCAUAUUCUA